AUGUCAGCUGUCGCACAUGAAGCAAGCUGCAUUUUUUGCAAGAUCAUCAAAGGAGAAAUUCCCAGUUUCAAAUUGAUUGAGACGAAACAUUCGUUCUCGUUCCUAGACAUUCAGCCAACCGCGGAGGCACACGCGUUGGUCAUUCCAAAAUACCACGGUGCCAAACUGCAUAACUUACCUGAUGAGUAUUUGGCGGACAUCCUACCUGUGACCAAGAAGCUCGUAAAGGCAAUUGGUUUCGACGUGGACGGAAUUGACGGCCCCGGUUACAACGUGCUGCAGAAUAAUGGUAGAAUAGCGCAUCAAGUUGUCGAUCACGUGCAUUUCCAUUUAAUUCCCAAGCGGGACGACAAAACCGGUUUGAUCGUUGGAUGGCCCUCGAUCGAUACAAACAUGGACAAACUUUCACAACUGCGCGACAAGAUUGUUGCCAAGCUUGAAAAGGAGACCUGA
Molecule: messenger RNA, 453 nt
Organism: Lachancea mirantina
Lineage: Eukaryota; Fungi; Ascomycota; Saccharomycetes; Saccharomycetales; Saccharomycetaceae
Source: the annotation of a GenBank genome assembly